Suncus etruscus (white-toothed pygmy shrew) is the source of this 3023-nucleotide messenger RNA. RefSeq names its product RNA polymerase III subunit E (gene POLR3E). Gene Ontology annotation, biological process: DNA-templated transcription. Bases 147 to 2285 code for a protein of 712 amino acids. The transcript is spliced from 21 exons. NCBI's taxonomy places the organism in Eukaryota, Metazoa, Chordata, Mammalia, Eulipotyphla, Soricidae. The record is from RefSeq and is a predicted model, not a curated record. Gene Ontology annotation, cellular component: RNA polymerase III complex; nucleus.
CCGCCACCAACAUGGCGCCUGCCUGAUAGCAGCUUCGGCCGCCGCCGCCUCUGCAGCCCGCGGGACCUGGUCGGGCCGUUGUCGCCGCCGCCGCGUGCGGCUCCUGCGGGGAGAAAGAGUCCGAAGACUGUGCGGCUCCCCCUAGUAUGGCCAAUGAAGAAGAUGACCCAGUUGUCCAGGAGAUUGACGUGUACUUGGCCAAAAGUCUGGCGGAGAAGCUCUAUUUGUUUCAGUACCCUGUGCGGCCAGCCUCGAUGACCUAUGAUGACAUUCCGCACCUCUCAGCCAGGAUCAAGCCCAAGCAGCAGAAGGUAGAGCUUGAGAUGGCCAUCGACACCCUGAACCCCAACUAUUGCCGCAGCAAAGGGGAACAGAUCGCGCUGAAUGUGGACGGCACCUGUGCUGAUGAGACCAGCACGUACUCCUCGAAGCUAAUGGACAAGCAGACAUUCUGUUCCUCUCAGACCACCAGUAACACCUCCCGGUAUGCCGCUGCACUCUACAGGCAAGGUGAGCUCCACUUGACUCCUUUACAUGGCAUCCUGCAGCUGCGUCCCAGCUUCUCCUACCUGGACAAGGCUGACUCCAAGCACCGUGAGAGGGAGGCAGCCAAUGAAGCUGGAGACUCUUCCCAGGAUGAGGCAGAGGAUGACGUGAAGCAAAUUACGGUUCGUUUCUCCAGGCCUGAGUCAGAGCAGGCCCGGCAGCGGCGAGUGCAGUCGUACGAGUUCUUGCAGAAGAAGCACGCAGAGGAGCCCUGGACGCACCUGCACUAUUACGGCCUGAAGGACAGCCGCUCUGAGCACGAACGUCAGUAUCUGCUGUGCCAGGGCUCUGGCGGAGCCGAGAACACGGAGCUCGUCAAGUCGCCCAGUGAGUACCUUAUGAUGCUGAUGCCACCCAGCCCGGAGGAGGAGAAAGACAAACCGGUGGCCCCUAGCAACGUCCUCUCUAUGGCCCAGCUGCGAACCCUGCCCCUGGCGGACCAGAUCAGGAUCCUGAUGAAGAAUGUGAAAGUCAUGCCUUUUGCCAACUUGAUGAGCCUCCUGGGCCCCUCCAUCGACUCUGUGGCUGUUCUGCGUGGCAUCCAGAAGGUGGCGAUGUUGGUCCAAGGAAACUGGGUGGUUAAGAGCGACAUUCUGUACCCCAAGGACUCCUCCAGUCCGCACAGUGGGGUGCCUGCCGAGGUUCUCUGCCGAGGUCGAGACUUCGUUAUGUGGAAGUUUACGCAGAGCCGGUGGGUGGUGCGCAAGGAGGUGGCGGCUGUGACAAAACUCUGCACAGAGGACGUGAAAGACUUCCUAGAGCAUAUGGCCCUGGUGAGGAUCAACAAAGGCUGGGAAUUCAUCCUGCCGUAUGAUGGCGAGUUCAUCAAGAAGCAUCCAGAUGUGGUCCAGCGGCAGCACAUGCUGUGGACAGGCAUCCAGGCCAAGCUAGAAAAAGUAUACAACCUCGUGAAGGAAGCUGUGCCAAGAAAACCGGAUACACAGUCAGGACCCACCGGACUGCUCUCUGGGGACCAAUGUGUCCAGCUGGCCAAGGGCAAGGCCCAGCAGAAUCAUGCUCUGCUGGAGCGGGAGCUGCAGCGGCGGAAGGAGCAGGCACGGGCAACUGCCCUCCUGCCUGGGGUGCGUGUCAAGGAGGAGCCUAUGAGUGAAGAUGGAGAGGAUGACGAGGAACAGGAGGCGGAUGGCUCCGUGGAGGCCAUGGACACAACCCCCAGCGGUGCUGGCUUUCACCAGAGACUGGCCAACGGGCUGCCUGCUGGGCGGACAGCCAGUGGGGACAGCUUCAAUGGGCAUGUGCCCCCCAACUUCGCCGGCACCCCCGUGGCCCAGGAGCUGCGGGCCUUUGUUCAGGCCACUUUCCAGAGGCAGAUCGUACUGACGCUCAGCGAGCUUAAGCGCCUCUUCAACCUGCACCUGGCCAGCCUGCCCCCAGGCCACAUGCUAUUCAGCGGCAUCUCAGACCGUGUGCUGCAGGACACGGUGCUGUCGGCUGGCUGCAGGCAGAUCCUGGUGCCUUUUCCCCCACAGACUGCUGCUUCCCCCGACGAGCAGAAGGUGUUCGCCCUCUGGGAGUCUGGAGACAUGAGUGACCAGCAUCGACAGGUCUUGCUUGAAAUUUUCUCCAAAAAUUACCGGGUGCGCCGGAACAUGAUCCAGUCUCGACUGACUCAGGAGUGUGGAGAAGAUCUAAGUAAACAGGAGGUGGAUAAAGUGUUAAAGGAUUGCUGCGUCAGCUAUGGCGGCAUGUGGUAUCUUAAGGGCACGGUUCAGUCUUGACAACGGUUGCAAACUACCAACCUGAUAAAUCCAAGGCCAGGAAGGACCCCGCAGAACCAGCUGGGGCGGAAGUGGCAUCUUGACAACUUUGGCAGAUGCAAAGAAGGAGGGACGGUGGGUCUCGGGCCUGUGGCGUCUCACUGCCCGGCGGACAAGGGGCCAUACGCGCUGUCAGAGGCAGCCACCCGCGUCAGCUGCUCCCAGGAGAAACCAGCUGGCACCUUCUUUCCAGUACGAUUUGAAAUUUCUGAUGUAUUUUGCUUACUCUUUGGUUUCAUUCUCAUAAUAAAGAGAGUGUAUACUGACUUGGGCAGGAUAACGGAAAUCAUGGUUUAAGAUUCACUUUUCAAACUUUAAUGCCAAUGUGGUCUAAGUUAUGUUUACAAGAUGAAGAAAACCUUAAGGGGUUUUUAUUAAUAUUUAAAAUGCCUAGAAGCCAAUAUAUAUAUAGUCUUUGAUUAUAUCUGCCAAUUAAACAAACCAAAUUGUUUUACGGUUGGAUUUCUGUGGCCACUUCACUUUUGAAAACAACCUACUUUAUGUAACAGUCUAAACUGUUUACAUGAGCCAUAGCAAAAAAAAAAAAUCAGAAUACAAUCUAUCCCGUUCUUCCUUUUUGCAUAAGGAUGCAAAUAAAUACCAGGUAAGUAUGGAACAAUGUAUAAGUGAGGUCAUCACACAUGGAUGUAAAAUUUUUAUAUUUUGUGUAUUUUUAAAAUAAACGCUAACACUAACCUA